AUGUUACGAAUUUUACUGAUUUUGGCUGUAGGAGGAACCAGUAUCCGGGCCGCACGGUACAAAUUGGAGUUUGAGGAUCCGAACAUCUUCUCGCCGUGCAUUGACGGGCCUCCCGGUUCUAUUGGCAUUCCUGAUGCCUUCAACAUGGACAAUAUGGUGUUCGAUCUGGACGAGGAAGGCGUUCAUGUUUCGGGAAAUCUGACCACCAAAUGGAAUUUUCCGCGCACUGAUCGCAUAUCCUCCGAGGUCCAUAUAAUGUAUUUAAACAGAGGCACCUGGGAAUCGACCAUUUUUAACAUGCACACGCCGGAUUUUUGUGCUGCGAUUUUUAACGAGAAUCUUUACUGGUUUAAAUAUUGGUUUAAAAACAUUGAAAACCGCGAGGAGAUACAAGAAAAAUGCGUGGCAACGAAAGAUACCGUUUUAAAACUUUAUCCGUUUGUUUUGAAUUUGAUUCUGGAAAAUAUACGUAUCCCGGUUUCCCUUGGACGCUAUAAAACAGUGUUCACUCUUGAAGCAUUCGACGAAAGUGAAAAACGCCGCCCGACAUCUUUAUGCUUUGAAAUAAAAGGCCAGGCCGCGAAGAUGAAAGACUAAUAUUGAGUUACCUAAUGAUUUAAAUAUAUAUUCCAAUACAAUAUACAUUUUAAUUAAUCUAUGUGCAAUAUUCCAACUUUUUCCUACACUUCAAAUUUAUUGAAGCUAUCAAAGGCCCUUUUUACUGAUAUCUCU
This is a messenger RNA of Drosophila gunungcola (fruit fly), 732 nucleotides long. RefSeq lists its product as uncharacterized. The coding region runs from base 1 to 597 and encodes 198 amino acids. The transcript is spliced from 3 exons. The record is from RefSeq and is a predicted model, not a curated record. NCBI's taxonomy places the organism in Eukaryota, Metazoa, Arthropoda, Insecta, Diptera, Drosophilidae.